Molecule: messenger RNA, 3061 nt
Organism: Phanerochaete carnosa HHB-10118-sp
Lineage: Eukaryota; Fungi; Basidiomycota; Agaricomycetes; Polyporales; Phanerochaetaceae
Exons: 10
Coding region: 28-2613 (861 amino acids)
Biological process (GO): protein import into nucleus
Cellular component (GO): cytoplasm; nucleus
Molecular function (GO): small GTPase binding; nuclear import signal receptor activity
Source: RefSeq, a predicted model, not a curated record
UUCAGCACUCUUUCGACGACAGCAAGAAUGAAUGCCAGUGAACUUCUCGCAAACACCCUAUCGCCAGAUCAACAUACGCGUCAAGAUGCCGAAGAGAAACUCGAGAGCGCGGCCCGGGAGAACUACCCCGCAUACAUGAUGAUGCUCAGCGCCGAACUCGUGAACGACGCUUCCCAGUCACACGUAAGAAAUGCUGCUGGUCUUGCGUUGAAGAACGCCAUCUCCGCGAGGGAUGCUACACGGCAACAAGACUACUCGAACCGAUGGCUUGCACUCGACACCGCCGUGCGGUCACAGAUCAAAGAAAAAGCUCUGCAAGCACUCGCGUCCACGAAUUCGCGCGUGGGCCAGGUCGCCGCACAGUUUGUGGCCGCAAUCGCUGCGGUUGAGCUUGCCGUUGGUCAAUGGAGCGAUCUCAUCGAAAUCCUACUCGGCUUUGUGAACAACCAGGCCAACAGUCCGCUGCGUGUAGCAACUUUACAAGCGAUUGGGUACAUUUGCGAGUCGAUAAAACCCGAGAUACUGGCCCUUCGCGCAAAUGAGAUCCUCACGGCCGUCAUCCAUGGCGCACGGAAAGAGGAACCUUCGUCAGAAGUGCAACUAGCAGCCAUCUCUGCGCUUUAUAACUCUCUGGAGUUCGUUCGUGAUAACUUUGAACGCGAGGGCGAGCGCAACUACAUCAUGCAAGUCGUCUGUGAAGCAACUCAAAACCCUUCGGUUCCCGUGCAAGUAGGCGCGUUUGAGUGCCUGGUCAAGAUCAUGACUCUGUACUACGAGAAAAUGGCGUUCUACAUGGAGCGUGCCCUUUUUGGUCUGACAGUUAUGGGCAUGAAGCAUCAGGAGGAAUCAAUCGCUUUACAAGCGAUUGAGUUCUGGUCGACUGUGUGCGAGACCGAAACCGACCUUGCCUGGGAAGCUGCCGAGGCCCAUGAAUAUGGCGAGGUUCCUGAGACUGAAAGCAAGUUCUUUGCAAAGGUUGCAUUGCCUGAGAUUCUUCCCGUGCUUCUGCAGCUGUUGACGCGUCAGGAGGAGGACGCUGACGAGGAUGAGUGGAACGUUUCAAUGGCAGCGGGUACCUGUCUUGGUCUGCUUGCACAGUCUGUCUCGGACAACAUCGUGCCGCUCGUCAUCCCCUUCAUCGAGGCUAACAUUCGUUCGCAAGACUGGCAUCAGCGCGAGGCGGCGGUUAUGGCCUUUGGUUCAAUCCUCGAUGGGCCGGAUCCACAAGUUCUCACACCGCUUGUCAAUCAAGCACUCCCUAUUCUCAUCGACAUGAUGGCCGACCAAACCGCGCAUGUUCGUGACAGUGUUGCUUGGACUCUUGGCCGCAUCUGCGAGCUCCUCAGCGACGCAAUCAAGCCCGACAUUCACCUCCGUCCACUUGUUGCCGCGCUUGUCCAAGGCUUGCGUGACAACACGCGUAUCGUUGGCAACUCGUGUUGGGCACUCAUGCAACUCACCAACAACCUCAGUUACUCGGAAGAGGAGCCGCAACAGCCUAGCCCGCUUGCUCCCUAUUACGAGGGCAUUGUGAUGGCCCUCCUCCACACUACGGAAACUGCGAGCAACGAGGGCAACUACCGCACGGCCGCUUACGAGGCUAUUACGUCUUACAUUCAGCACGCGACACCCGAGACAGUCGAUGUUGUGCCAAAAAUUGCAGUCACGACCCUGCAGCGUAUGGAGCAACUUCUUGCAAUGCAGAACCAGAUCCUCGGCGUCGAUGACCGCAACAACUGGAAUGACCUUCAGAGCAAUUUCUGCAGCGUGCUCAUCAGUGUUGUGCGCAAGCUCGAGAGUGGGAUUCAGCCUCUUGCGGACCGUAUUAUGACACUCGUUCUCCAGCUCACUCAAGCUGCAGGCAAGACCUCAACUGUUCUCGAGGAUGCAUUCCUCCUGGUCGGUGCCAUGGCUAAUGCUCUUGAGCAAAAUUUUGCGCCAUACAUGAACGCCUUCCUGCCUUUAUUAUACCCCGCGUUGAAGGCACAUGAAGACGCACAGCUGUGCACCGUUGCUAUCGGCGUUAUCGGUGACCUUUCACGUGCCCUCGGCGACCAGAGCGCGCAGUAUGCGGGUGCAUUCAUGGGUGUUCUCCUCGAGAACCUGCAGAGCGACGUCCUCAACCGCAAUGUCAAGAUCACUAUUCUGUCCUGUUUUGGUGACAUUGCGCUCGCAGUUGGCCCUGCGUUCGAGCCUUACCUCGCGACAACGAUCGGGGUCCUUCGCCAGGCGGGUGCCAUCACGCCGAACCCGCUUGACAUCGAACUCGUCGAGUACGUCCAGCAGCUUCGCGAGGGCAUUGUUGAGGCGUACACCGGCAUCGUUGGCGGCCUUAAGAACACCGACAAGGUGCAAUUACUCCUGCCGCAUGUGCCCGCCAUCCUUGAGCUCGUGCAGAAGUGUCUUGCUGACAGCGAGCGCACGGAGACUAAUGUCAAACUUGCAAUUGGCCUCGUCGGUGACCUCGCGGAUACAUUCCCGAAUGGCGAGAUCAAGCAAUACCUCCUCGCAGAAUGGGUCGCAUCCGAACUGCGAGCACGUGGUCGCUUUGCACCAGACACCAAAAAGACCAUUCGCUGGGCUCGUGAAGUGGUCAAGCGUGCAACUGCAUAGGUCCUUUCCUCAUGAUUUCCUCUCGUGCAGUAAUUCCGUUCGCGAAUAUGUCUGAUGCCCGUAAUGCCCACCCCAUGCCACACGCCUCUGAAGGAGGCAUCAUCAUGCACACAUGCAGUAGAGUUCGUGGCCCAUAGCGCCACAUAUUCCCGGCAGGACUGUUCUUUUGAUUUUGUUUGCUUUCCAUUACAUCUUCCUCCUCUCUCACAUCCUCUCUUUUCGCCCCGUCUAUCUCACACGUGCCUGUUAUCAAUGUAUCAUUGGGCUUUGCAAUCCUGUUUUCGUGGCUAUCGUGGCGAUGCAUCUUAUUAGUUUGAUAAUCUUCGCUGUACGACUUCCGACGCCUUGUCUUUCGUCGACUACUAUAACUCCUGAAGGGAGACCGUCUUACUCACCGCGCCCUACCAACGUGUAUCUUGUUGUUCAAUAGUAUUCACUCUGAAAUCUG